Anopheles moucheti is the source of this 525-nucleotide messenger RNA. RefSeq names its product eggshell protein 1-like. The transcript is spliced from 2 exons. Bases 122 to 292 code for a protein of 56 amino acids. The record is from RefSeq and is a predicted model, not a curated record. Lineage: Eukaryota; Metazoa; Arthropoda; Insecta; Diptera; Culicidae.
CCUUCAACGGGUACACAUCGCAAAAAGCGACCGCAAACGUUCAACCCAAAACACUCCGUUUUACCGUAGUGAAUUGUAGUGAAACACUUCGUACAGUUAGUGACGAUCUUUCUGAUCCAGCAUGGGCAAAGGUAAAGGAGGCGGCUCCGGUGGUGGCGGUGGCCAGAGUGGCGGUGGUGGUAAAAAAGGCCCUGCAGGUGGCGGUGCCGCCAAAGGUGGAAAUGACGCUAAAAGUGGUGCUGGCAGUGGCAAAGCAGGAGACAAAGGAGGAAAGAAGGGUGGUAAAAAGUGAUGGAUCGUUUGAUCCAUUCCUCGGACAACAGAUCACCCCGACCUACUUCCGGAAGCGAUAGCAGCAGCGGAUUCGGCCAUCCAGCGAAAGGGAGCCCAACGAAUUCGAAAUGUGAUUUGGACUGUGACAAUUUCAGCGUUUACUGAUGUAUUUAUUGUUGGCUUUUCCUCCAUUAUUUACGACAACACCGCACCAGGCAGGUUGCGUCUUCAAACUGAACCAAAUGGCAAAAA